This is a messenger RNA of Aureobasidium namibiae CBS 147.97, 396 nucleotides long. RefSeq lists its product as uncharacterized. The record is from RefSeq and is a predicted model, not a curated record. Lineage: Eukaryota; Fungi; Ascomycota; Dothideomycetes; Dothideales; Saccotheciaceae. The coding region runs from base 1 to 396 and encodes 131 amino acids. The transcript is spliced from 2 exons.
AUGGCUAUAUUAGACGUGCCUGAAUUGCUGCCGUGGAUGCAGAAAGCCAUGACCACCUUUGGUCCCGAGGGGCGGAGAAGAUGUGCUAUGACAUCCGUCAACAUGAAGAAGCGGCUGGUUGGCGUGAAAUUCGCACUGCAAGUCCUGCUUUUCGCAGAUGAAAGCGUGCGACGACGAUUCGCUCAGAUCUGGGUGACCAAGCGUUCCAAGACAAUACGACCAUCUGACCGAUAUGCUCUGGCAGAAUACGAAGAGUUGGCCGAGCUGACCGAGCCGACUGAGCUGUAUACAAUGAAGAUCAACAUUGGAGGAGCUAUUUGCUUCGUCUACCUUCCUUCACGAGUCGAUUCAUCCGGAGGCUCGGGUUUUGAUAUCGCCGGAGCUCAGAGUGGUUGA